Messenger RNA from Drosophila eugracilis, 3527 nucleotides. RefSeq names its product defective chorion-1 protein, FC125 isoform. The record is from RefSeq and is a predicted model, not a curated record. Gene Ontology annotation, cellular component: egg chorion; extracellular region. NCBI's taxonomy places the organism in Eukaryota, Metazoa, Arthropoda, Insecta, Diptera, Drosophilidae. The transcript has 5 exons. The coding region runs from base 47 to 3487 and encodes 1146 amino acids. Gene Ontology annotation, molecular function: structural constituent of egg chorion. Gene Ontology annotation, biological process: chorion-containing eggshell formation.
UACACAGAUCGAUCUUCCGUGUUUCGAGUUUUGCCCAAUCAACAGGAUGAGAUUGCACAGCCUGCUGCCGCUCCUGGCACUUCUUGUCGUCCAGGUUGCCGGUCAAAGUCCGGUUACCUCUGGCGAUCCUGCCACAGAUACCGAGAAAUCAACAAGCAAUACCACGGACACCAGACCAAGGGCUCCCACCCAGGAGGAGAUCCUUGGCCAAAUGCCUUCCAUUACUCCCAUUCGCACUGGCAAUCCCCAGAUGGACGCUUUCUACAUGAUGUUCCCAGCUUUGGGUAGCCUUCUCCGAUGGGGCAGCCUCUUUCCGGCCUACUCGAUCUUAGGCGCUAUUCCCGAUAAUCUGCAGCCUUCGGCAGCGGCCUCUAAGGUGGUGCUCGUUCUGGCCGAUGAUGCCACGGCCAAGACCCGAGUUACCCGCCAGAAUUCCGCGCCCAAUCCUCUAAGUCAGCUAAUGAACUGGCCUGCUCUGCCCACGGACUUCCAAAUUCCCACCGUUGACCUGGGACCGCAAGUAGGUUCAUUUUUGGCUCCGUUCUCGCAAAUGCCUGGCCUUCUGGGUGCGCCUGCUCCAGUUCCACCACCUGCUGCCGCUCCUGUACCUCCGCCACCGGUUACAGAUGCAGAUAUUCCAGUAGCAGCUCCGGCACCUCAACAAUUAUCACAAAUGCCACUUCCACCCUUCCCCUUCUUGACUCCUGCUAACCUUGAUCCCUCCACUCUACUAGGCCAGGCUUUACCUACGAUUCCUCCACCCAAUUUUGAUAUCCUGGGACAAAUGCAAAGGCAAUUCUUCCCUGCGCUUCAACAACAGCCAGCUCCAGCUGGCUUGAGUGCUCAAGCAUCAGACAUUUCCGAGGUGAGAGUUCGUCCGGAGAUGCCCUACUCGCAAGAAGCUCAGAUGGCCCAGAUGAAAAUCAAGUCGGCCCUGGAAAAAGAGCAAGAAAAUCAGCGAGAACAGGACAAAGACCUAGAGCAAGUGCCGCUUCUCUGGUUCCGGAUACCCACCACUCACGGCCAGUAUUUGACGGAGGAUAAGACACUGGAGGAUCUUCGCGUGGAAGCCAAGCUACAGGCCUUUGAGCGUCAAGUGAUAGCCGAACUAAAAAUGCUUCAGAAGAUUGAAUUGAUGGCCAAACAGAUGAGGUCCAGUGCUGCCGCGCAAAAUGGUGCUUCUCCUUACACGAUCAGUUAUCCACUGAGCCGAACACCCGUGCACAAGAUCACACGGGCUGACAUCCAGCAAGCCCUUCGUGAUGAUUAUGUCCGGCGAUUGGUUAACAAGGAGGCGCAACGUAAGGCCAGAACUACUGGUAUCAAUAGCCAGAAGAUAAAUGGCUUGAAACGUCAGGCUAAGGCCCAGGAACAGACUAUGUCAAAGGAAGACAUCGUCCAGAUUAUGGCUUAUGCCUGUCGCAUGAUCAACGAGAAGACAGCCGGACAAGGCGUGAAACAGAGGUCAGAAAUUGAACAGCAGAAUCCCACGCAGGACGUUGUUAAGCUUAUGUCUCAUGCCUGUCGUUUGGCCAACGAGGAGAGUCAGAAAAUAACCGGACAAGGCGAGAAAGAGCGGUCUGAGAAUCAAGCCCCGAUCCAGCAAAAUCAACAACAGAUCCAUCAGAAUCCCAUCAUUCAACAGGAGAGGCAAAUGUCACAGAAUCCACAAAUUAUCCAAACGAUGCAACAAAGACAGUGGACAGAUGAUCAGGCUAAGAUCCAGCAUGAGCAACAGAUGGCCCAACAAAAUCCCAUGAUUAUGCAACAGAGGCAAAUGAUGCCGGAUCCACAAGCGAUCCAAAUGAUGCAGCGCACACAAAUGGCCCAACAGAAUCCCAUUAUGAUGCAGCAGAUGCAACAAAGACAAUGGAUCGAGGAUCCACAAAUGGUUCAACAGAUGCAGCAACGGCAGUGGGCAGAAAAUCAGAUGAUCCAACAACAGCAACAAAUGCCCCAACUGAAUCCGAUAAUGCAGCAGCAGAUUCAGAUGGCGGAGAAUCCACAAAUGAUGCAGCAAAGAAAAUGGUCUGAGGAGCCACAAACUGUUCAACAAAUGCAAAACAGACAGUGGGCAGAGGAUCUUGCCAAUAUCCAACAGCAAAGACAGAUGAUGGAGAACCAGCAAAUAACGCCACAAGAUCCUACUAUGAUGAAGCUGCGCCAAUGGGCACAAGAAAAUCCACAGUCCAUCCCGCAAGAAAUGCCUGUAAUGAUUCAGCAGCCUCCCAUGAUGAUGCAGGAACGACAAAUGCAGCAACAGCCACGCGAAUCAGAGAACCGUCAAUGGGCUGCUGAGACGAAUCAGCAGUUACCUAUGAUGCAAGAACAACGAGCUGGUGAUUCACAAGAUGAAAUGGUGGGCGAAGCGGGUCCCCAGAUGCCGGAAAACGAAGGAAAUGCCAGGCACAAAGUCGAUCCUUUGGGCGUUGGCGGUAACAAGCGCAAGAAGUCCAAGUCCAAGUCGGCAACACCCACGGUGAUCAACUAUUACUAUUCAGCACCUCAGCGUCCGGCGGCCCAAAGUUACGGAAGUAGUUAUGGAACUACAUAUGGCGGCGGUGGCUAUGGAUCGAAUGCCUAUGGUGUAGCAAAUCCCGUAAAUUCCUAUCAAAGUCAAGGCUAUCGGGCAGCCGUGGGAAAUGAUGAGGUAGAUGAAAUGCUGCGCCAACAUCAAACGAUGGCAAGGACAAUAAAUCCCAAACAACCAGGCCACGUCGGUGGAUCGGAGAGGCAGCAGAGCAGCUCUAAUCUUCCAAAGACGACAACACCAGCUCCACAAGAGCAACUGCAACAGCAUCGAGUCCAUAAAAGUCCAUCACCAGCACCAUCUGAUAUCGAAAUAGUUAACGCACCAUCAUCUGACCCCCAAGUGGGUUCCAUUUUCACCUACGACGAGGGAUUGUUGCAUCCAUUCAUGGGUCUAUUGCCUGUGGCCAGACCCGAUGAUCCCUGGAAUCGAAAGGCAUACGAUCCGCAUUACGCUCUCUACACGGGCGGUGGCAGCUAUGAUGCCUAUUUGAAGGAUGGUCGUCAUCGGAGGGAUACGCACAUCAUGGGUCAAGAGUCGCAGCAUGGUAUUCUGACACCCGGAAUGUUGGAAAGACUUCUUCGUAUCAAAAUGGAUUUUCAACGUAGGUUCCCACAUCUCUACAAGGGCAUGCUGAAUCACCAUACGAAUCUAACCCGGGUUGAGGUACAGCCUCCAGUUCUGGGCAAAAUUAGUAAACCUAAUGUUAAGUCCAGGGUGGAGGAUGAGAAGGAUGAACCUGUCUUUGAACUAGGAGCCGCUGAGCGCAGUCUAUUCGAGGAUGAGGACAACGAUUCCCUAGAGAAAGAGCCAGAACCAGAACCGGAUGACGAUAACGACCGCGAAAUUGAGGAGCGCAAGGAGAGUAGUGAAUCCAGAAAUAUAAGCAAUAGAAAAGACCAAGAUGACAACGAUAUCGAUUACUUCAAUUUUGAUGAUGAUGAUGUUGAUGAUUAGACUAUUAUUAUAAUGCCGAUAAAAUAAAUAUUAAAUAUUA